Molecule: messenger RNA, 5003 nt
Organism: Drosophila miranda
Lineage: Eukaryota; Metazoa; Arthropoda; Insecta; Diptera; Drosophilidae
Gene: Ge-1
Product: enhancer of mRNA-decapping protein 4 homolog
Exons: 11
Coding region: 196-4377 (1393 amino acids)
Biological process (GO): deadenylation-independent decapping of nuclear-transcribed mRNA
Cellular component (GO): P-body
Molecular function (GO): protein binding
Source: RefSeq, a predicted model, not a curated record
AAAUCCGCGGCCACACUUUUUGCGGCAUCGAGCAAAUUUUCUGCGAAAAUUUGUAAUUUGUUUUUCAAUUAAAUGGUUUAAUUUGCUGCAAGCUACAACAAAGGUUUCCACACAUCUCACAGGCUAGGGAGGCUUCGAACGCCCAGUGGCUCAAGAGUGUGCUUAUUUGAUAUAGAGCAGUAAGUUAAUGUGUCAAUGUUAGUCGCGCUCUUUGCGCUCGCACAGUUGCCAAUAUUUCGUAAGCCGACGCCGCCGACACCGCCACCGCCACCUCCAUCUUCAUCGUCGCGUCCCCAAUUGUCAAGGUGUGGCAAAGCAACAAAAGCAAACGCAUCCGCCCAUUUAACAUCCCCAACGAUCUUCACAAUAUCCGAGAUGAACACCAACGCUGACCAGGAUCAGGGCCAUGCCAUAGCCGCCAAUGGGAAUGCCGCCGACUCCAAUGAUAUUGAAACGAUCCAUUUCAAUCCGCACGAGAAGCAAAUCUGUCGCAUCAUCAAAACGAAUCAUACGAAAAUCUUGGCAUCCGCCUCUGUCCAUACGCGGGGUUCGUCAAAGGUCAAGCUAAAGAACAUUGUCGACUACAAAUGGGAGCGCAAAUACUAUUAUCCUGGCCAUUUGGUGGCCGUCCAUCGUGAUGGCAAACACCUGGCCUAUGCCAUCAACGUCAACAACAAGGCCACCGGCAUGGAGGGCAUGGUGCGUGUCUGCAAUAUCAGCACCAGCAUGCGUGCCCUUAUCAAGGGUAUGAGCGGCGAGGUCUUGGAUCUGCAGUUCGCCCACACAGAUCGGGAACGUAUACUGGCUGUGAUCGACAUGAGCUCCCUUUUCGUAUACAAAAUCGAUCUGAUCGAAGGAAAUCUGCUGUGCAAUCUGGUGUUGAAAGUCGAGGAUCCCAUUUCCAACUAUCAGCCCGAGUACGAUAUGGUCUCCUGGUGUCCGUAUGUGUGCAAUAGCUCGAGUGCAGGUGCCCCCAGUGAGGAUGAUGAUGAGAAUCAGCUAUUGAUUUGGUCGCGCAGCCGACAGUUUCAGGUCUUUCAUGUGAAAAUGAUCAUCAGUGAGCAUGGGCGUGGCAAGAUCAAUCCUAAUGUCCUGGAUGCUGGCUAUCUUAAGAUUGAGGAGGAUUCGUUGAUCACCUGCGCCGCUCUUUCGCCCGAUGGCACCACAGUGGCCGCCGCCUGUGCCGAUGGCCUGGUGCGUUUCUAUCAAAUCUACUUCUUUGAUGUCCGCAAUCUACGCUGCCUGCACGAAUGGAAGCCCCACGAUGGCAAGAAAGUCAAUUCGUUGUUUUUCCUGGACAACAUCAACAAGCCAGUGGAGGAAUCCUACUGGCAGCACGUAAUCACCACCAGCGACAACAACACGGAAAUCAAGCUGUGGAACUGCUCGUUGUGGGAGUGCCUGCAGACCAUCAAUAUUGUGGCCGCUCUGGCCGUACCCGGACAGUUUAUUGCUGGCAUCGAUCGAAGUGCCAACUAUUUGGUGGUGUCCUGCCUGGAUAGCCUGGCUGUUUAUGUCAUGCAGAUUGGCAGCGCCAGCGGCAGUGAGACGGGAGAUGCGGGCGAACUCAGUGAUGGCGAGGGUAACGAUCAGCGAAUCCAAAACGUGGCCGAGUUCAAGCUCAGCUCGGGAAUACUCUCCUUCUCGAUUGUGAACGCCGCCAUGCGGCGUCUGAAGAGCUCUGUGGAGAGCUACUAUCCUUUGGAGGAGCCGGACGACUUUGAUGAUGAGAACAAUUCCACAUACGCGCUGGUGGUGCACAUGUUUGUCGUGCAGGCCAAGAGCCUGCAGGAGUGCCACAUCAUCUACCAGCCGUGUGUGCCCGAGAAGACUGAACGCAAGAGUCUGACUAGCAGCAGCAUUAGCAGCAUUCCGAGCAAGCAGCGUUCCGAGACGCCUGAAGAUAAUCUGUUGCUCCUCAAAAAGGAGACGACUGUCUCGCCCAACAGUGGAGCAGGUUCAGGCAGUGUUCCACUCGACGCACUGUUUGCCAAGUCCGCUAAGAGAGCAGCGGCUGCCUCUGCGGGUGGCAGCAGCUCUUCUGCUGUGGUGGCAAUGGCUGUAGCUGCUGCCGCCGCACCUUCAGCCAUCCUCCAGCAGGCCAUAGACGCUGCAACGACCAUUAAAUCGAGAUCCGCUUCGCCCCAGUUUGGCAGCGCCUAUCCGCAGGUGAAUCUUAUGACACCAGAUGCUUUUAGUGCGAGUGGAACACAGUCCAGCAGCACAGCGACCACCGCUGUGGUGGUGGCCACCAGCACCACAACCACCACAGGGACUGUAUCUACCGGAGCAGGCCCCGUCCCAGCGGUGACUGCGGCCACCGAUGCCAUUGACUCUCAGGUCUUGAAUACUCUCCGCAUGCUGGCCACCGUGACGGGCGGCAAAGCAGGCGAAAAUUCCAAUGCGAAUAUCCUCAAUUUGAUGAACAAUACCCUCAUAGAGGAUCUCGAACAGCAAAAGAUCAAAGACAAGUUUGAGGCGCGCAAAAAGUUCAUAGCCAUCGAUCGGAAUCCCGAGCGAAAUCUAGCCGAGAACUUGGCCAGCGGUGGCUCGAGUCCCAGUCGUGAGGUGCAGGAGAUUAUGGCCACACAGGAGGAUGCCGAUGAUGCCUACGAGGCGGAGCUGGAUAAUCUAGACGACGACGACGACGACGACGAUGAUGAUGAAGAGGAGGAGGAGGAGCUGGCAAACUCGUCACCCCUGCUGGAGCCGGUUGAUGCCAAAUGGCUGGCAGAGACGGCCAAGGUGAAGCUCGUAAAGAAAUCGGCAGAACUGCAGAAUGCAGCACAGAUCAUGUCGCAGGCGGUGCAGCACAAGAACAAUGGCAACGUGCCGCCAACACUGGGCGGUGGCAGCAUCAAUAGCAACAGCAACAACAACACUGGUACAACUUUGAAUACGAGCAACAGCAGCAGCCACAAUGCUGGCGAGGGCGAGAGCACGGCAGGUGGAAAUGCAGAGCUAAAUGAUAAAAUCGAUCUGUUAUUGGAUCUGGUCAAGGCACAAUCUAAGCAGCUGCACAAGCUGGAGAACGAGGUGUCCAAGCUACAGCUGCAACAGCAACAAACGGCGGCAGUGGCAGUGGCGGCAGCAACAGCAGCACAGUCUACCAAAAGCGAUACCUCCUUGGAGCCCAAGAAUGUCAAUCAGUUGGCAUACAAAAUCGAAAUGCAGCUCUCCAAGCUAAUGGAACAGUAUCUGAAGCGAUACGAGAACGAGCACACGAAAAAGUUGUCCGAGUUUCUGCAGGCGCGCGAGAACCAGAAUCGUGAACUCCGGGAAUCUGUGGUGGCCGUUCUCAAUCAGUAUGUGCUCACUCAUUUUACGGACAUCAUUGGCAACGUACUAAACAUGGAACUGCAGCGUCAAUUGUUGCCCAGGGUGAAUGCCAAAAUGGAUCAACUCCAGGCCCAAAUACAGGUGGAGUUUGUCCAAAAGUUGGGCGUCUUUGAGAAGGCUGUCAAGGAAAAUAUUGCUCAAGUAUGCAAAAGCAAGCAAUUUAUUGAUUCCUUCGGCAAGUCAGUGCUGAUAGGUGUCCAAAGCAGCCUACAGUCAGCCUUCAUAGAGUCCAUGGGCAGCACUCUGAUACCGGCGUAUGAAAAGUCCUCGCAGAAUAUGUUCCAGCAGCUACACGAUGCCUUCACUGUGGGGAUUAAGGAGUUCAUGGUCCAAUUCAAUGCCUACCUGCAGCAGAUGCCACAGCAACAAGGCGCUGGUGCUGGCAACUGGGAUGAGCUCAAUAAUAAGCUCGGCCUUUUAAAGCAAUUGGUCGAAAGUAAUCUGCUCAAGCAUCGCACCGAACUCACGGACGCCAUGCUGGAGACCCAGCGUGAGGUCAAGAGCCUGGAGAUUCUAUUAGCCCGCCAGGUGCAGGAGACCAUACGAGCGGAGCUGCGCAAGUUUCUGGAGAACCAGAACUUGGCCAUGCGCUCGCAGGCGGCCACACCAGCGCAAUCGUACGAUUUGAGGGACAACAUUAAGCAGCUGCUGCAUGCGGGGCAGACAAAUAAGGCCUUCCACCAGGCGCUGCUGGCCAACGAUUUGAAUCUGGUGGAGUAUACGCUGCGACACACGGACAGCAACCAGGCCUUUGCCCCAGAGGGAUGCAGGCUAGAGCAGAAAGUCCUGCUGUCGCUCAUUCAGCAAAUCUCCGCUGACAUGACCAAUCAUAAUGAGCUUAAACAGAGAUACCUCAAUGAGGCGCUGCUGGCCAUCAAUAUGGUGGAUCCCAUUACCCGCGAGCAUGCCCCCAAGGUGCUCUCCGAGCUGUACCGCAAUUGCCAGCUGUUCAUCAAGAAUUGUCCCAAGAGCACGCAGUGCAGCAAUGUCCGACUACUCAUGAAGGCCAUCAUGUCGUAUCGGGAUCAGCUGAAAUGAUAUCACGAGAAUUACAACAUGGCCAGUGGCUGGUAUUGAUUGAUAGUGUGCCCCCGAUACCCAUCCCAUCCAUCCAUCCCCCGAUCCCUAUUCAAUAUACACACACACACACACACGCUUGUAGAAGAGGAGUAGAGUCCCAAAAACAACAACUGCAGCUAAAAUGUUGAAAUUCCAUCGGGAUUUAAAUUAAAUUUGUUUAUUUCUUUCGUCUCUGUGCGCGUGUGCUUUUCGUUUUAGCUUAAGGGACUUGUAAGUUUUUGUUCUCUCGUUUAAGAUCCCGGCAAUAUUUUGUUCUUUAUAAUUUUUCCCUUUUCUUUAUUGCACGCGAGCUGCGAGCAGUUCCCGGCGUGUGUUUUAAUUUUCGUUCCCUGAGGUUCUUCUAUUUUAAUUUUUAUGACGCUUAUAAAAGAAGGGAGAACAGAAAAAAAAAUACGAGCUGUAGAAAUUAAUUUUAAAAAUGAUUUCCAACAUAAAAACAAUUACGUUACUUUUAACACACACACGCAAAAAUUAUGAUUGCAAACGCAAAAAAAACUAAAAGUAAAAUCGUAAAUUAUAUGCUAAAAGUAAAACAAAAAAGAACAAGAAAAGAUAAACUAAAAAUUAUAAUUAUAAAAGUAAAA